AUUUGCUCAGUAUAACACCCACAGCCUUAAGAGGCUAACCUGUUUACUGGGCUGUUGGUUCCCCAAGCUCCUGGAGGUCUUUUAGCCAUGCUGAGAUGGCAGUGAGGGGGCUAGAGCCCAGGCAGGCCGCAGAAGGGCUGUCAGGGCCACGGCUGAAUGUUUGGCUUCUCUGCUUUGCACUGCCUCUGGUGGCCUCAAACCCUUCUUUUGCACCAGAGGCCAAAUCCUACAGCUUCGGAAGACGCUUCCUGGGUUUGGAUAAAUGCAAUGCCUGUGUGGGCACCUCCAUAUGCAAGAAGUUUUUAAAAGAGCAAAUAAGAUUUGAAAGGUGGCUGUCCUCUCAGCAGGAUCUAGCCUCAGCCAACAGGACAUUCUAUGAAGGGAACUACACGGAUGACUCGGAGAGCUGGAGGCCUGUGGUGCUGUCCCGCCUGGUGUCCCCCCACCUGCAUGACUUGGCUGACAAAAGCAUUUGCAAGUCAGCAGGCAAAAGGAAAUCCUGCAGCAUUGAGGCUGUUCUGAGAGCUACACAGCGCUUCCAGAACUGGACACACUCCAAUCUGCUGCUGCCCAGCAUGGUGCAGGGUCUGGCCCCUCCAAUGCUGCGCUGUCCAUCUCAGAGGCUGCUGGACCGUAUCGUGCGCCGCUAUUUUGAGGUGGCCGAUGUGGGCAGCGUGCAGAUGAAGCACUUCACCCCUAAGGACAGACUCCGCCUUCUCUACACCCUGGCUGUCAAUCAACAGCCUCUUAUAUUACAGAUGUUUCCAGGCACGGAGGGCUGGCCCUUCCCCCGCUAUCACGGCUCUUGUGGCAGGCUGAUGGUGUGGGCAGGCUCCAGGCCCUUGAAGAAGCUGUACUCAUCACCGCUGGCACAGCGGGCGGACGCAGCCUACCAACUCCUCCGCAUCACCCAGAGCCUGGCCUCCAACAGCCUCCGCUUCAACCUCUACUACACCACGGCUUCAGAAGACAUGUUCGGCACCGUGGAGGACGGCAGGCUUCUCAUCACGGAUGCCAGCACCAUUGGAAUCAUCGACCUGCAGGAGGGAUUCCACACGGAAGGAAACUCACAGGCCAACCAUAGUGAUGUCUUCUCUUGUCUGGGCAGCUCCUGUCAGCAGACUCUUCCCUGUGAACGUGUUCGCUCCUCUCAGAGUUUCACUCUGCUCUGCAGACACGUCCUCCCUAAGCUGCUCUCCCUUGCAGAUGUGCAAUCAGCUGGCCUGCCCAAAAAGGCCAUCACAGAGCUGGCUGUCUGUGCAGACCACUCACAGUCAGACCAAAGGAUAUUUAAGGCUGUCCAAACACUGCAAGACACACUACAGGCCUUAAGACCGUGCAGUAAUGAUUAUGGAUACAGAUAUCCUGAGUGCAAGUACAGCGACAAGUUCUAGAGAAGCGACAACAAUGUAAACAGAAAUAACGGAUUAAAGAUGGACGUUAACGGCCACCUAAAAGAACCUAGAUGUUGCACGUUCUUCAAACCAAAGACUGCAACCUCAUCAAUUCAAAUCAUUUGCAAUCGCGCUUUGCACUUGGAGUACAACUCAAUCAUGUCUAUGCAAAGGAGAGGGAGACUCCUGUUGGUCACUGCCUCAAUUCCAGGAAAGGUCUUUAUAGCACACAGGAUAUGUGAGACACAGUCUCAAUCGAAAUAUAUGAACGGUACAUAGUUUUAAUGAGGCAUAAAAUCAGGGGACAAUUAUGGAAACUAUUUAGAAACGGCCAUUUCAGGUAUGACUCUUUAAUGACUCAAAAACCACCAAACAAUAAAAGAAUCUUUGUAUUUUCUGUACAAUGCUUACUAGGCGGUUUUAUUUAUACAUAAAAAACAAAAAGAGACAUGUUCAGUACGACAUUGCUCCAUAAAAUUUAAUGGCAGGUACUCUUGGAAAAAAAAUAACAGCAUUCCAUCAACAAUUAUUUUCAAGCAAUAAAUAUGCAUUUAUAAAUAGUGUAAAUUUACAAGAUUAGAAACAUAAA
Molecule: messenger RNA, 1983 nt
Organism: Colossoma macropomum (tambaqui)
Lineage: Eukaryota; Metazoa; Chordata; Actinopteri; Characiformes; Serrasalmidae
Gene: dipk2b
Product: divergent protein kinase domain 2B
Exons: 5
Coding region: 96-1394 (432 amino acids)
Source: RefSeq, a predicted model, not a curated record